AUGUAAAACGAAUCAACGUCCGCCCGGGAACUGCUCCCUCUCCUCACUCCCUCUGCGGUCUCCGAGACUGCUCACCGUCACCAUGCCGCUCAAGGUUCCAGAAUGGCUUGACUGGUACAAGAAGCCCGAGUACCGGGACAUCAAAGAAUAUUCGGCACACGUCAAUGCAGGCGAGCGCCCUCAGAGUCCGACUCCGGCUGCCAUUCCAAGCCGCCUGAGGCUCGACCGCAUUCUCGCAAACAAGACAUGCAGUCCGAUGUCCCUUUAUGACUUUUACAUGUACCUCAAGUACAUUGAGUUCUCGGCCGAGAACCUCGAGUUCUACAUCUGGUACAAAAACUACGAAGCAUCCUAUGAAAAGGGUCUCACGCCAGUUCACACGAAGGAAUAUGGGGCUAUUCCCAGCGCAGCAGAGUCGACUUCAUCCAUUGUCAAGGAAAGCCAGGCAGCCAGUUCAUGCAGUACCAAAAAUCCAGAAAACGGCGAUGAUGAAGACGCAGACCCCGAGAAGACGCUUCACCGUAUCUCCCAGCUCAUCGUUGCCAGCGCCAUGUGCAAUUCCCGCUCGUGCUCACCAGCCGCCCUUCAACUCACCCCCGACCAGUCCAAUGGCAAAUCCAUCCAGAUCACCUCCUGCACCUCCGACUCUGCUCCAGCCACCAUGAAGCUCAUGAACUCCGACGGCCAGGUCAGCCGCCACGAACUCGACACCAUCAUUCAUCUCUUUCUUAUGCCCUCCGGAGAGAAGGAGCUCAACAUCCCCGCCGCUCUUCGGGCCCAGACUCUUGCCGACUUGCAGAAGUCGACUCACCCCUCCGCACUCAAACCAGUUGCCGACCAUGUCUACGGCCUCAUGCACAACUGCUCCCACCGCAACUUUGUCCGCCUAGGAGUAGGCAAUGGGACAUUCGAGACAGUCUGCGUGGCAACCAUGCUGGGCAUUGCCAAUCUCAUUGCCGGCUAUGUCGUCGUCAUGUGCCGCGCCUUUGUCCCCUACCGGGGCUCCCACACCCGAUGGGAGGCCUGGGCGGCGUGGCCCAACUGGUGGCUUGGUGUCUCGCUCAUUCUUGCUGGCCUGCGAGGCAGCUGCUUUUUCCUUUUGUUGUUUUCCAAAAGGCAGAGGCUGCCGUGGGAGAGAUUUGAUGACAACACGGACAGCGUUUUGAGGAACGAGGGAGGCUUCUUGAAGUCGGUGUCGAGGUUGAUGAUUUUCGAUAGGAGGCUGCGGGUCAAGGAAAAGUAUCUGAGGAGGCUGCAGAGAAAAAUUGUGUUUCAGAGCUUGGUGGGAGGGGCGAUCUUUGCGACGAUUUGGGUGGCUGUUUUUAUUUUCUUGCCGGUUUGGAAGGAGACGGUUUGAUGAUACCCAUUGCUGUUAUUGUUGUUCUUGUAAUGUUGGUUUAUUUGUGGGGGAUUUUGAGAGUUGGUGAUGACUGAUGAUGCUUUGGUAGAGAGAUGUAUCUGCUCGCUGAGGAAGGGGGGUUGUACACAUACAGAUUAUACAGUGAGGCUUUUUGGAUAUGCUCCAGCUGGGCCGAUCGACAUAAAGCAAACAUAAUUCUCUUUCGUCACUAACAUCUUAUUCAUCUCUGAUAUUGUAUACUUUUG
Messenger RNA from Podospora pseudopauciseta, 1605 nucleotides. RefSeq lists its product as uncharacterized. The coding region runs from base 83 to 1357 and encodes 424 amino acids. Lineage: Eukaryota; Fungi; Ascomycota; Sordariomycetes; Sordariales; Podosporaceae. The record is from RefSeq and is a predicted model, not a curated record. The transcript is spliced from 2 exons.